AUGGGGAGGCUAUCUGACGUCGCUACGUCGCUGGUACCACCGGAAGAUAUUGAGCUGCCGGUCGCCGCGUUCUCCUCCGAUAAUCACGGCUGGGCCUGGCACUAUUUCGCUCAUCUGCUCCCACACCUUUCCUCAUCAGCAAGCUGCCAUAAGUGUCCGUUGCUUGAGGAAACUCUCCUGUACGUCCUCCGCGAUUGCCCGGCUGCCUCCCAGGUCUGGCUCCGCUUGGUCCCGGUGGCCGCGCAACCGAGAUUAUUUUGUCUCCACUUCCGUACAUGGCUCACAUCUAACCUUUUUAGUCGCCCCUACGUCCUUGUGGAUGAUGACUCUUGGGAGUGUACCUUUGGUGUCAAUUUGUGGAAAAUAUGGGUCUGGAGGAACUCUUUGGUAUUCCAAAGUAGUGAAGUGGAUGCAUUUGGAAAAGUGAGGGACAUCCGAGCUUUUGUGCAUAGCAUAGUGCAUUUUGCUGAGGGGGCUAGGAGGGUUGGCAGUACCGGGCCUACGCGGGUCCAGCGUCUUGAUAUAGCAGGGGUCCUUUAUGGUUUAUCCUGGGGAUACGUGAGAUCCUUAGUCGAGAUUGGCAGCGGGGUUGUGGGGGCUCUUUCGGGGUCUUGCUUGACUUGGGAUAUGAGCUUUCGACAUUUGGAGGCAGAAGUACUUGAUAAUGCGAGUGUUGUGGGGUUUUAUGAAUCUUUGGGUGAUGCAUCGGGGGUGCACACGGGCCUCAUCUUGGGUAUCAACGACCUUUUAGGUCAUUCUUGGACGAUUAAGGUGAAACAUGUAUUCCGCAAAACGAAUUUUGCGACCGACCAUAUGGCUUCCUUCGUUGCGGACGGUUUGGUGGGGUACCAUGUCUUUCACGAUCCACCCGAUGGGGUACGACAGUGGCUUCGUCAUGAUCUUAUUGGCGUGUCAUAUUCGCGAAACGUUUGUGACUUAAACUCAUAG
Striga hermonthica is the source of this 948-nucleotide messenger RNA. Lineage: Eukaryota; Viridiplantae; Streptophyta; Magnoliopsida; Lamiales; Orobanchaceae. The record is from the annotation of a GenBank genome assembly.